GGGCAGCUUGUCCUUUGCUCACCUUCCGCUUCGAAUGAACGACAAGGACCUGGAAGCUACUCAACCUGCUGGGGAGACGCUGGAUACGUUCUCACCAGCGGUGAAUGAAGAGGAAGAAAGUCCGUCAGUUUGGGGUGUUUUAAGAUCCCUGAACCCGGACUAUGACGACUUUUUAUUGUCCAAAGCCCUUGCCAGUCAUGAACAGAACUCUGCUGCGCCAAGCAGAGCCGGCUAUCUACUGGGACGUCAUCUAGAGUGUGAUAUCAGAUUCACCAACCCACAAAUUUCCAACAGACAUUGUCUGAUAUAUAAGGAGAAUUGCUGGAAUGACCACUUGAAUUGCAUGGAGGAAUGCGUCUUCAUAGAAGACCUAAGCACCAACGGGACGUUUAUCAACGGUAAACACCUCGGCCGUAACAAGCAAUACCGUCUUCAACAUGGGGAUGAGAUACAGCUGGCUAUAUCUGAUCCACAAAAGACAAAUCGAGAGCCUUUUGAUGAUCGAUUUUACAUGUUUCAACUUCCACGACGAAUGAGGAAAUCUCACGCCAGUGGAGAUAGUAUCCAUGACAAGUACCUGAUCACGAAAUCUAUCGGAAGUGGCAAUUUCGCUACCGUGAAGCUUGCAGUUGAUAGAGAGACCGGAGAAAAAGUCGCCAUUAAGGUGGUCCUGAAAAGUAGAAUACGGGCAAAGCCAAAGUUUAUAGAAAACCUGCGCCAGGAAAUAGCCAUUCUUAUGGGUCUUAGACACCCAAAUAUCGUCUCAAUUAACGGCGUUUAUGACGAAGCUCAAUAUGUAUACAUUGUGCUGGAACUGGUGCAAGGGGGCGAGCUUUUUGACGCAAUAGUGGAACAUAGGAAAUUCUCGGAAAGUGUAGCGAGAAAGGUCAUGUUUCAAUUGUUUUCAGCCCUGAAGUAUUUGCAUGACCGUGGGAUAACACACCGAGAUUUGAAGCCAGAAAAUAUACUUCUCGUCUCGAGGGAUCUUGCAGACUUGCGGAUAAAGAUAUCGGAUUUUGGACUUGCAAAGUUAGCCGGGGAAGAUUCAUUUUAUGGGACAUUAUGUGGGACUCCAAAUUACGUUGCACCAGAGGUUUUGGCUCCUAGCACCGGGCGCGCGUAUACGAAGGCUGUAGACCUUUGGAGCUGCGGCGUUAUUUUGUAUAUAUGUUUGUGCGGGUUUCCUCCUUUUUCCGAAGAGCUCAGUCCUCCGGGUAUGCCAGACCAGAUCCGACAAGGGAUAUACAAGUUCCAAUCGCCAUGGUGGGACCGUGUAUCCCCAGAAGCUAUUGAUCUGAUAAAGGGCCUUCUCACUGUGGACCCUGAGAAGCGGCUUACUGUUGAUCAGGCCCUUGAUCACCCCUGGAUGAAGAAAUCACAAGCUUCCAAUGGGUCACCUCUGUCAAUGGCACCUGAUACAGUCGAUCCCAUACCUCAGUUCAUACGCGGCGACACGUUGUUAUCACCGGCAAAGAAAAACCGGAAACGAGAGUCUACCCCUCCAUUGCCGCGAACUCCGAAGAAAACGAAAAUGCAUUCAAACUUUGAUGACAGUCCUGCGACAGCAAAUAUCUCCCCUGUGAGCACACCCGGGGCGCCAACACAUGCCCCUGCGGCCGAAAACUCUCGCCUUAAUUCAAAUGCGGAUAGUGUUAUGACGGAUGUGAAUACUGAAGGGGAUAGAAGGAGUAGUACUGGGUCCGUUCAUUAUCAGGAGGAUGACAAAGGAAGUGGUAAAAAAGGUCGGCGUACUUCUGGAGGGCGCCGGAAGAGGGACACCACCCCUGAGUUGACCACGUCGCCAAGAAAUGUAAGAAGAUCGGCGAGACUACAAGGACGUAAAACUACACAGUAAUUUCCCUAGAUAUAACUGAUAUAUAUACCCGUCGAUAUUUUGCAUGUUAAAGCUAAUAUGAAUCUUACACAUUUUGGAUGGUACCUGGAUUC
Messenger RNA from Spizellomyces punctatus DAOM BR117, 1947 nucleotides. Its product is annotated as CAMK protein kinase. Gene Ontology annotation, molecular function: ATP binding; protein binding; protein serine/threonine kinase activity. The transcript has 14 exons. The record is from RefSeq and is a predicted model, not a curated record. Lineage: Eukaryota; Fungi; Chytridiomycota; Chytridiomycetes; Spizellomycetales; Spizellomycetaceae. Gene Ontology annotation, biological process: protein phosphorylation; mitotic DNA damage checkpoint signaling. Bases 35 to 1855 code for a protein of 606 amino acids. Gene Ontology annotation, cellular component: nucleus.